AUGGCGUCCAUUCUCCCCAUUUUCUUUAUGCUCGCAGUCGUUGCUGGUCUUGUAGUUUGUGCUGGUAUCUUUACACCCAAAGGACCUCAUCAAGUUCUCAUUCGAACCUCUCUUAUGCUUGGAUUGACGGCUUGUUAUCUAAUGUGGAUGGUCACCUAUCUCGCUCAACUGCAUCCUCUUCUUAUCUCAAGCAAGAAAUCUAAGGACGAAUUUCUCCCAAUUCAAGCCCCACCUUCCUAUGCACCGACUCCUACGUUUUGUUCGUCGAAACAGCAUUCGUCCCAUACACUACACAAACCUCCACCACGUCAGCCUUCACCCCCAGACUGGCCUUCUCACAUGCACUACAAAUGCUCACGCUCUAAAUGCAACUAUCCGAACCCACCACCGUGCGCGCCUGGGACUUACACUUGUACCAGUUGCCGCAAGGGAACGUACUUUGUGACCCCUGCAAUGGCGGAGAGUGCCGUAGUUUUGAAGCAGAAAGUGUACAAGUUUGAAGCCGAAAACAGGAGAAGGAUGAAAAUGAAGGAGGAAGAAUCGGAGAAGCUGAGAGAGAUGAGAGAUCUGAAACGAUAUGAGGCUGAAAUAGAAAGAGAUCAGAUCUGGCGAGACCAGGAAUGUAGAAGAGAAGCGGAAACGAGGCUCAAAGAGGAGAAGAAAUCCCUGAUUAUCAGGAGCCAGGAACAAGCCAGGAAGAGAAGGGAGGAAGAGGAAAGGAGGAAUACGGAGAGGGAGAUGCAUGAAUUCAAAAUGCAGAAGGGGCAGUUGUCAUUAUCGGAUUUCCCCAUGCCACCACAACAACCUCUUCAUCACCAAAGCCACAAAUCAUCGUCUUCUUCACCCGCGAAGCCCGAAAUGCAGAGACGCCGAUACAAUUCUGGAGAUCGUUUGAGAUCAACGUCAAGCAAAACUUCGUUCCGAAAGGCACCUCCGCGACAGGCGAUCCCUGAGGUAUGCCAACCCUACCAUGAUGGAUUCGCACACGCCUUUUAG
Marasmius oreades (fairy-ring Marasmius) is the source of this 996-nucleotide messenger RNA. RefSeq lists its product as uncharacterized. Gene Ontology annotation, molecular function: proton-transporting ATPase activity, rotational mechanism. The record is from RefSeq and is a predicted model, not a curated record. Gene Ontology annotation, biological process: proton transmembrane transport; vacuolar acidification. Gene Ontology annotation, cellular component: vacuolar proton-transporting V-type ATPase, V0 domain. NCBI's taxonomy places the organism in Eukaryota, Fungi, Basidiomycota, Agaricomycetes, Agaricales, Marasmiaceae. The transcript is spliced from 4 exons. Bases 1 to 996 code for a protein of 331 amino acids.